This is a messenger RNA of Notodromas monacha, 5074 nucleotides long. NCBI's taxonomy places the organism in Eukaryota, Metazoa, Arthropoda, Ostracoda, Podocopida, Cyprididae. The record is from the annotation of a GenBank genome assembly.
AGGGUCUGUUAGAGGUUUAUCACCUCAACAACAAGAGUGUGAGUUUAAACCUUCACAAAAUCCUGGAAUGCUGGAAAAUUUUUUAAAUGGCCUCAGCAGCAACAUCAUCCUCAAGUGAAGGAUGUUUGUUCUCUGAGCAGGGGUUCCACACAGCCUCUGAAGGCACUCUCAACUCAACCCUGUCUCUAAAAGAGAGAACUGCCAGGGCAGCUUUUGCAGAUGGGAAGCAGCUCUGUGUGUCAAACUUUGAGCUCUUUGUGGCAUUGGAUGAUGUCAAGUGCUUGGGUCAUCAGUGUGCUGGAAUAUCCUUGGAGUUCUGUGACAGACACAGACAAGAAGCUGAUGUGAACUUGUAUGAAGUCUGCUUACCAGAAGAAUUAAACAAUCAUUCUGCCAGAUUUUCCUCAGACUUCUCAACAGCUUCUGCUGAAACCUUCUCAUCCUCCACUGGUGCUGCAACUUCCUCUUGGGACCCAGAAGCACAUGCCAUUCCUGGGGAAAAAGAAGUUCUCAGCAGGAUCUUCACUGUUUCCAAUGCAGCAACAUCAGACAAGUCCUUCAUUCCUCACAAAACAGUUUUCAAAUUUGGCUUCACCGCUUCAUUCUUGGAGUCAGCUGAGAAAAUGGUUCUAGAGCUCAAGUGCAAGUUAUGGUAUGCUGAACCCCCUGUGAGGCCAGUAUUAGAAGAGGAAGUGAAGAUGUCACUGGCUUCCAGGCGCAGAUUGUUGCUCAACUUUCACCCCACCACACCAUUCCACCAGAGCAGGAUGAUCUGGUUCCACACAUACCACUUUCUUGCCACUACAUUCACUUUCCACUGCAGCAUGAUUGCCACAUCAAUGCCAGUCCAAUCCAAGGUCCUGUUUCAUGUAAUAUCUGGGUUGCUGGCAGAUGCUGAAAAGUUUCUCAAGUUGGGCAACAACAAUAGUGGUAAUGAAUCAUGUUGUUUGAAGCACAGGCAGGAACUGAAAUCACCAACAAGCUACAGGAGGGUUGGGGGAAUUCAUGAGACACCCUGUUGUGACUCUGAAGUGCUCAAGGCCCAGAGUAAAAUGGCAGACUUGAUCUCUAUGGUCUCCAUGGACCAAAAAAGAGACAUCAUGAACAGGUGGACCAAUUGCACAACACUGUGGACACUUUUCAUGAAAGCCUUCAUGUUUUGGUCACCCCUGCAAAAGAAACUUCAGGACUAUUCCAUUCAAUCCAGGGUAGAUGGCAGCACUGGAGAAAUCCCCAUCAUUUUUGAAGACAAGUACCUUCCUGAUGCUGUGAUGAGAAUCACCAGUGAUGAGGGUUAUCAACCUGUGAAGAAACUCAAGCAGCAGCUGAAACCAGUGGAAGGGAGCAAUGUACACUUGGUGGUUGGUGUACAUGGACUAAAUGGAAGUUGCAAUGAUUUGAAUGUGGUCAGAGUGUUUAUGGAGCUGCUCCAACCUCAUGGAAGUGACCAUUUGGACUUCUUCAUACCAACAAGGACCCAGACUGAUUCUAAUGCAGAUUUGGAAUCCUUGGGUCUCACAUUGGCUCUUCAAGUCAAAGAGUAUGUGGCUUUGCAACCAGAGGUUCCAAAAAGGAUAAGCUUUGUUGGACACUCUAUGGGUGGACUCAUUGCCAGAUUUGCAGUCAUCACUGAAGAGUUCCAGGCACUUGUCCCACAGUUGCACACUUUCUUGUCACUAUGCUCUCCUCACCUGGGGGCUACUUACAAGGGGAACCCUGUGGUGAGAUUUGGUGCCAUGUUUCUUCCCAUGGUGAACAAGAAGUCAAUUGCCUUGAUGCAGUUGACUAUGAAAGACAAGCCUGACCCUAGGCAAACAGCACUGUACUCAUUGGCCAUGGCUGGAUCACUUGGGCAAUUCAAGCAUGUUUUACUUUGUGGGUCAGUUGGUGAUCCUUUGGUUUCCCCUCACUCUGCCCUUUUGGACACUAGGACUAAAAUGUCUGGACUGGACUUUGGAGAAACCACUGUCCAGGCUGAUAUGGCCAGGAAUGAGUUGGAGACAAUUGCAAGGAACCCUGACUCAAUUUUAGUGAGGUAUGAGAUACACCAUGCUGCUGAUCCUUGGUCAUUGAAAGAUCCCCUGAGGAGGUCCAUUCAUCUCAAAGUCCUGGACUCUCCUAGUUUUCAUGCUGUGAGAGGAAAUGUUUUCAAAACCAUUUGGUCAAUUAUUGGUGUUGCCUUGGCAGUUGGACUAGCUGAACUUUUGGCUGGAUCUCAGAUGGAAAAUGAUUGCCCAGAGCAUUGGAUCCUGGAUGAAGUCUCUGGAAGGUGUUACUUAUUCUCACAUCAUCUCCCUGCUGGAAAUAUCAGGAAGCAGACUUGGGAAGGUGCAGAGAGUUUCUGCAAAUCCCAAAGAGGAAACUUAGUGUGCAUAGACUCCCUUGAGGAACAGAACUUUGUUGGACUGCAUGCAUCAGCAGCUGGGGGUUAUUGGACAGCCCUGAAUGACAAGAGCCUUGAAGGCCACUUCUUGUGUGCUGGUGACAAUUCUGCAGGACUGCUGCCAAGACCCUGGCAAGGCUUUCCAGUGUACCAACCAGAUGACUCCAGUGCCCCUGCUGAGGACUGUGUUGCCCUCUCAGGUCCCUUCCAAUGGACUGUGGAAAACUGUGAUGUUCUAGUGGAGUCCAUCUUGUGUGAAGUGGCCUUGAGUGAAACUAAUAAUAAUGAUGGAACCUGCCCUGAGGCAUGGGUGCGUCCCUACCCUCUGAAAUCCUCUUGCUACAAACACGUCCUCUCCCAGACAGGAUUUACAUAUCAAGGAGCCAAAGCUGCUUGUCACAAGCUCCACAUAAAUGGUUCCCUUGUGUCUGUAGACUCCUUGCUUGAGAAUGAAAUCCUGGCUUUUGAAUUCGGGUUGGGAAAAACCUGGAUUGCUGAUCCUGGGGAUUUCACAAAUUUUUUGCACAGGGUCUCUCAUCAUGAUGCCCCCCUGUUGCAGCCUGGAAAGUGCGCAGUGAUGGAGGUAAAAAUGGCAUCUGGAGCAAGCAAGAGCAUAUUUCCAGUUUGUAUAUUGCUGCUGACAUCUCUGGUCAUCACCUGGAACCUGUGUCAUGCCAAACCUGGAAUCCCACUGAAUGUCCAACGCUUUGUUCCAACCUGGUGGCAAGAUGUGAAAAAAGAACAAGUUAUGGAAGACAACUCCAUCAUUCCAUAUGGGGAUCAGGGCUACAGGUCCAAGAAGACUUGUUACAGCAAAUGGGACUGUGGGACUUAUGAGUGCUGUGUGAGGCCCAUGAACACCCAGAUGUCCUACUGCAUGCCACUGAGGCCAGAGGGCGCCUUUUGCUACAAUGCCUCUUUCCUGGUGGAUGAAGAGAAACAGAUCUACUUGAACUCUUGUCCAUGUCUGUAUUACUAUGCUUGUGCUGAUCUGGAAACUCAGUUCAGAUGUGUGCACCCAGACAGGAUUGGAGAUACUUAUUAUCCCAUGCACAAGAUGAACCCAUUGGAGGUCCUCCAUCCAAUCUGCUGCUUGAUCCCAGAAAUCAGCUCACCUCAGAGAAGGAUCAGAUUCUCUGAGAAACUGCUGUGGACAAGUGUUGCAUUGUUGAUCUACUUGGUGUGCUGUCAGAUCCCUCUUUAUGGAAUCAUGAGCUCAGAGUCUGCUGACCCCUUUUACUGGAUCAGGGCCAUGCUGGCCUCCAAUAGAGGCACCCUGAUGGAGCUGGGCACUUCCCCAAUCCUCACUUCUUCAUGCAUUCUUCAGGUCCUUGCAGUUGGGGGUGCUUUGGAGGUGGGGUCUACUGCCAGAGACAGGAUCUUGUUCAAUGCUGCCCAAAAGCUGUUUGCUGUGGUCCUGAUCAUUGGUCAAGCUGUGGUGUAUGUUGCCACAGGAAUGUAUGGAAAUCCACAAGAAAUGGGCCUUGGCACUAGUGCAAUUUUGGUGAUCCAGUUGUACAUGGGGGGCAUGAUUGUUUUGCUCCUUGAUGAAGUACUCACCAAGGGCUAUGGACUUGGAUCAGGGAUCUCAUUAUUUGUCACUUCCACAGUCUGUGAGAAUAUAGUGUGGAAGGCCUUGAGUCCUGCCACAGUGCACACAGGGAAAGGUUUGGAGUUUGAAGGGGCACUGGUUGCUUUGGUCUAUUUGGUCACAACCAGGAAAGACAAGGUCAAAGGGUUGCAAGAGGCCCUGUACAGACAAAACUUGCCCAAUGUCAUGAGCCUCUUGGCCACCCUGGUCAUUGUUCUUGCUGUGGUGUAUCUCAAUGGGUUCAAGGUUGACUUGCCUGUCAAGUCUGCUGUCACUGGAAAUCCAGCAAAUGUUCCCAUCAAGCUGUUUUACACCAACAAUAUGCCAUCUGCAAUGGUCUCCAACAUUUACAUCAUGUCCCAGAUCUUGAGUUCAAGAUAUGGUGGCAACUUUCUGGUGAACCUGGUGGGGGUCUGGGGGUCAACUGAAUGGGCUGGAACAUCAAGGUUCUUGCCUAUAGGAGGUCUCUGCUACUACCUAUGCCCUCCAAAGGACUGGGACCAUGUUCUAGCAGACCCUUUACAUGCCAUAGUCUAUGUGUUUGCAUCUCUGUUCCUCUGUGCUGUACUGUCCAGACUCUGGGUGGACUUCUCAGGUACCGGACCAAAGCAAGUUGCACGUCAACUGAAGGAGAGAAAAAUGGUCCUUUGUGGACACAGGGUCAAGUCCAUGGUUCAUGAGCUUGAAAGGUACAUCCCAAAUGCUGCCAUAUCAGGAGGGGUGUGUAUUGGUGCCCUGACAGUGGCUGCUGAUUUCCUGGGUGCCAUUGGGACUGGUACAGGGCUCAUGCUGGCUGUGACCACAAUUCAGCAAUACUUUGAAAUGUAUGUCAAGGAGGAGUCUGAAGGAAAAAGGCUGUGGGCUGAUUAAUCAUUUGUCAAUAGCCAAACAUUGUGGGAGAAAUAUGUCAACAAAAACAAAUUUAUGCAAACUUUCUUUCUGCUCUUCAGAGAACUGGCAGAUUAUUUUUUUUCUCUCCAUACUGUAUCAUCACAGUGGAACAGUGAAGCUCCAGCUGGGUUUAUCAAUUAGUGUGAUAACAAGUGAUGGAAUCCAGGAAUAAUAUUUUUCUUAUCAAGAUGAUUCUGCAAUGGUGGGGA